Molecule: messenger RNA, 1608 nt
Organism: Cryptomeria japonica (Japanese cedar)
Lineage: Eukaryota; Viridiplantae; Streptophyta; Pinopsida; Cupressales; Cupressaceae
Product: replication protein A 70 kDa DNA-binding subunit C-like
Exons: 4
Coding region: 1-1608 (535 amino acids)
Biological process (GO): DNA recombination; DNA repair; DNA replication
Cellular component (GO): nucleus
Molecular function (GO): DNA binding
Source: RefSeq, a predicted model, not a curated record
AUGUCAUCCACGAUAGCCUCUCCUGAUGGCUCAGAACAGCCUUCUGCAGAAACUUUGGAAGUGCAACCACAACUACAAUUGACCCCGCAUGCAAUCUUGUGCAUCAACGCUGGGGAUGAUGUCCCCUCUCUAGUGCUUCAGCUUUUGUCUUUUGAAAAAUUAACAGCCGAAGAAGAUGACAGUGCCCGAUAUAGGGUUGUUUUGUCUGAUGCCACGCACAUGCAAUUGGCGAUCCUCCCGCCUAAGACUAUAGUAAUAUUCAGCCUUGCUGUCAAAUUUACAAAUUCUCCAUUGCUUGGAAAACCUAGAUAUCUGUUUAAAGAGAAAGAACAACAAAUGUUGGGUCGGGACACACCUGCCACAACCAAAUGUUCCCUUAAAUUUGGAAUACACCUCCCACCUGUGCAGCGUGAAUCUUCUAUUAAUAUCAGCCCGAUUAAAGCCUUGAACCCCUAUCAAAAUAAUUGGACGAUUAAGGGGCGCGUGACAAACAAGAGGAAGAUGCAUCAAUAUAGUACACCAAAGUCCACCGGCCAAGUGUUUAAUUUUGACAUGAUAGAUGAUGAAGGCACUGAAAUUAGAAUAACUUGCUUUGGCGAUGAAGUAGAGAUGCAUUAUCAUAGGGUUGAAGCAGGAACAUAUUAUACUGUAUCAAAAGGUUGCAUUAAAGAAGCUAACACAAAAUGGAACAAGCUUAACAGUCAUCUUGAGAUAACUUUGGACAACAAUUCGGUAUUGAAGCGUUGUGAUGCUGUUGUUGAUAUCCAAAGAAAUAAUUCACGUUUCACACCGAUUAAUGAAAUUACAUACUGCACCAACAACAUUUUAGUUGAUGUUAUUGGUAUUGUAGUCGCUGUUGGAGAACCCUCAUUAAUUCGCAGAAAAGAUGGCAGUGAAGUAACAAAGAGAAUUGUCAAAAUAAAUGACAUCUCAACUUUUACUAUCGAUGUUAACUUAUGGGGAGCAACAUGGCAAGGGGUGGGUGAAGAUUUGAAGAACAUGCAUGCAACCCAAACAGCUGUUGUCCUUGCAGUCAGAAAUGCCCGGGUUGGUUAUUUCAAUGGAAAGGUUAUUAACACAACCACUGCAACAACUCUAGCUAUAAACCCUUCUAUCCCUGAAAUAGAGACACUUAUAUCAAGAGGAAAGAUUCUAGAUGACCUUUUAAUAGUGUCUUGUGUUGUUGGACAACUUAACUCACAAUACAACAGGAUGACAAUCACAGCUGUUUUAGAAUGUACAAGUGUUCUCUCUGAAACAAUUGAAACUACUAUCAGGGCUACUAUGAAGCUCCUAGAUCAUACAGGCACUCUUUGGGCUACUGCCUUUGAUGAGGUUGGCACAAAUUUGCUGCAAAUAUCUGCCAAGGACCUUUACAUGCUGCAGUACGAUUUAACUACAAAGAGAACACCUCAGACUAUUAUCAAGGGUGUCCUUUUAUCUAGCUUUGUUUUCACACUUUCUAUUACAACAGACAUGUACAAUUCAGAGCCCAGGCUCAAAGCAACAAUUACCAAAGUCACGAAUAUCAAUUUCCAGGCUGAAUGUACUCUUUUGCUUGCAGAGAUUGCUCGGAUGAGCACAGCUAUAGUGUUCCCGACUAAUUAG